AUGCCCAUAGCUGGCUGGGUGGCGGCUGAACCGUCGUUGCAGGGUUUGACGAAUGAAGUUCGCUCGGAUGUGAUUUGGAACCUGUACAUCGCAGCUGUUACACAGGCUGCAGAGGCCUUCCCAUUGGUCACUGGCGACCUUUCGACAUGGUCAGAGGUUGUAGCAGGUCUUCCCAUCACCUUCGUUGAACCAGAAGCAGCGCAGCCGCGUGGUUUCAGUACCAUUCAUUGGAAGUGCAUAGCCUUAGGUCUGUUGAUGCUGGCCGCCGAUUCGUGGGUGCGCUCAGGACGAACCAGAGUGUAUGUGUCAGUUGUCGGUGCUUCACUGUUGGGAUUGGGUUCAGUGCUUUGGUAUACAGGUGCAACUUGGUUCCUACAUAGCUUGAACACACCACAGCAUGGAAGACCUCACGUAGCAGUACAGCCAAGCCAGAUGGGGCCGAUCGAGAUAGACAUGCCGCCCCUAGAGACACUGAACACCCAAGGUUUGGGUGCAGGCGCAGACGGCCGAAAUGCAUUUGACACACCACCGCCUGGGGCACCCCCCUUGCCGACGUUGCAGAGCAAUGCUGGGGUUGGCGCUCAGGGAACAGAGUCGGGUCAGACAGGCAGCACCCAACAGUCAGUGCAAACAACGGGCUUGAGAAGAGUGCAGUUGUUGAACAGGGCUCCUUUUCAGCUGCUAGCAGGUCAACAGGGAACAGUGAAGAACACCAGUGCAGGUCUGCAUACCAUAGAACUCGACAGUGGCCUGACGAUUCAAAGUGUUCCCACUGAGGCAGUGUCAGAGGUAGUGGCUCAGACAAUGCUACCCGUGGCUACAGGAGGUGAACAUUAUGCACCUUACAGCCUCUCAGGGCCCAGUUCAAAGUUGCAGGCGCAAGCAGCGCGAAUCAGAGAUGCGAUCAGCAAAGCAGCAGCCCUCCAGAAUUCCACACCAGGCUGGGGGGCACUCUUCUGGCAAGCAGUCAAGAAUGAGAAGGAGAUAUACCAGCUUGAGCCAGAGAUGAGCCAGAGAUUAUCAACCUUCUGCAAAGUCACGGAUAUGUGGGUGACGAAACCAAAGGGCCUCCUCGUGCAGAAGAACUCAAGAGGAGGUUCAUUCGCCCGAGUUGCAGACAUCGGAGAGGGCUCCAACCCCGAGGACAUGGCAUGGCACCUCAAGCUCCCAGCAGAUUUGCAGAGAGCAGCCCCGGAGCUUUACCGCAACAUCAGGGCUGAGGGGUGCAGCUCAGUGAGGCAGUGGGUGAACGAUCAACACCCGACCUUGGAGUUGAAACAGAGCCCGGGCUACCAAGACCUGUUCAUGGCGGCGACCAUCAUUGAUUUUGAACUUGCAGGUUGUCGGUCAGAAGCAGCAGUGAUGGCCAAGCUGGGUACGUCAGAUACCCUGGAGAUCCACCUGAGGAAGUUGGGGUCCUUCAUCUACUUUCGUCGAACAAAGGACAGAACGGGAGCCAACAGGAUGUUGGGAGUCCGUGCACCUGGUGCCAAUGCUGAUAUAGCCCCCAAAUGGCUUCUGGACGAUGCCAAUGCCCAUUCGAAGCUAGAAUGGCAACGUUCAGAAAGGGGGAACAAGAUGAGCCGACAAGAUCAUGGGGGACAUGGCACUGGAGGAGGAGGACACACCAAAUAUGUCGGCAAAUUCCGAGGCACGUCGCAGCUGGUCAAGGUGUUGAACGCUCUGGCACAAGGUGCGGUGAGCACCAAGCUGACAUCGCCUGAAGCAGCACAGAAGUUGGGCCACGUGAAGGCCACGGUUGCCAGGUCUCUUGCUUUGCAGCGUCUACUCCAAAGUUUUGCUGCUACAGCACGGGCACGCCGGAGCCUCGGCUUGACAGGCGUCCAGACUUCGCGAGCGGUGGCGACAUUGUUGAAGCAACCCAUUGAUGAUCAGGGCUACAUGAGCUUCACGAAGGUCAAACAGGUGCCUCUUUCAGCCGAGAGCUUGGUUGAGCCAUCCAAUACAGGAUGUUUGGACAUGCUUGAGGCGUUGCCACAAGACGAUGCACUGUUUUACAGCAAAGAAGAGCACGUCAUCGACACAGCAGGUUCAGAUGGUGCAUCUGGGGUCGAGCAGACCUUGAGCCAUGUGAGAAGGCUAGAGUGCAAGAAGCAAAUACAUUGCACCAUUCGUGGCUUAGCAGAUUUGGAUGGCAUCAGAUGUCCAGGGCUGAGUGAAGACCAUCAACACGGACCAUCGAUAGGUCCCACAGGUGCACUGGCCAACCAGCACGACCAGGCGGCGCCCAGAGUGACUGCGUGGAGCACGUGGAGCGAACAGAGGCGUUGUGGUGCAGUGAUGCUGAAUGAGGCUGCAGUCAGACAACAGGCAGUGUUGAUUACUGAGCGACAGUCAGCAGCAUAUGUGCACGUGGAUGAUACAGUCUUCAUCAGUGAUUCCAAAAUGGGUCAUCAGAUACCCGGCGAGCUUCAGGCUUCCUAUGAAGAAGAUGCUACUGCUGAGAGAUUCCCUACACUUUGUGGCUGGCCGCAGACAGGUCACGUGCCUCAUGAGUUGUCACGUAGGGCCAAGCUGCCAAAGUGGAUUUUUGCAACAGAUGCUAUGGGGGCCAAUGAUUAUGACAACGGGGGAUAUGGCAUUGUCACCACUCGAGUGUCCACUUCAGAAGCAACAGAUUUGCUGCGACAAGGUGGAGCUGAAGGCAAGGCCAUUGCACGACUUGAUGGGACACAAGGGGCGAGAUAUCCGGAUAGAGCACUGAAGCCUACAGUGCCUUUCACCCUUCUGUCUGAUGAGCUUUUCGUGCAGUCGAGUCGAGCAGCUUCAGUGGAGCCCAAACUAGAAGAGAUGAGGCCGGACCUGCGACGCAAAGAGAACAAGUGGCUCCUUCCUCAACCACCGGAAGGGCUCACGGACUAUCAGCGCAGGGUCUGGCGCAACGAUCAGCUGCAGAAACUCGUAUCGCCCUCCUCCAGAGACGAAGUCGAAGUCAAGCGAUCCCAAAGAUCUCAGUCGGUUCCUCCGCCAAUACGUACCAGUCCGGCUCCAAAGGCAACGGCAAAGGCAGAGGCCGUUUGUUGCCGCAGGGCCGUGCGGCGCAGUCCAUCUUUGACUAGCCGGGUGCGAUGGUGGUGCUCAGCUGUGUUCAAAGGCAUGUCCGGGCUGACAGCCCUGCUUUUGAUGACGCUGCUAUCAGGUGAAGCUGGACCUAUUCAUCAGACUUCAAGAGUGAUUGGGGCAGUGGCAGACAUCAGUGAUGCCACGGCGGCUGCGGCUAUAUCGGCCAUCAAUGCAUCCAAUGCCAUGGCCACAGCAGCCACCACGUGGGUCGCGGCAGCAGCUUCUAAUGGCCUCACGGCUGGAGACAAUCUCUGGAGAGGCGUUGAUUUGACAAACAUUGAAGCUUCGCGCUGUGGUGAUGCCAUUGUGGCAGAUUCGGUGGAAGUGUUACACAAAUGGCUGGAUUCAGAUUUGGCACGAGCUCAUUUUCCAUGCCUCUCCGAGCCGCUAUCUCAACGCAUCUUAGCAGCAGCGCUGACCUUGCAAGAUGCCUUGCCCUAUACACAGUCUAUGGCAGAAGAUUUUCUUUUGACCAGGUCCUUUACUUCGCUCAAGGUUUCAGCGCAACAACUUGAGCACCACCGCAUUCGAGUGGCCUUUCAGGCCACGACACUGCACUACCAAGUGCGCUGGGCCAAUCCCAUGUGGGACGGAGUUGGCUGGAGCGUUGAACUUGAACGAACGAGACCAGAUUUUGCGCACGUUGCAACUUUUGUUGAUUGA
Molecule: messenger RNA, 3747 nt
Organism: Durusdinium trenchii
Lineage: Eukaryota; Dinophyceae; Suessiales; Symbiodiniaceae
Source: the annotation of a GenBank genome assembly